Messenger RNA from Vicia faba (fava bean), 2964 nucleotides. Lineage: Eukaryota; Viridiplantae; Streptophyta; Magnoliopsida; Fabales; Fabaceae. The record is from the annotation of a GenBank genome assembly.
AUGAUGCAAUCUGGUGCUCCCCUCUGCAACAUAUGUGGGGAACAACUUUUGCUUAGUGAGAAUGGUGAAAGGUUUGUGGCUUGUCAUGACUGUAAUUAUCCAAUUUGUAAGGCAUGUUUUGAACAUGAAAUCAACGAGGGACAUAGUGUCUGCUUGAACUGUGGCACUCCCUAUGAAGGAAGAACAAAGGAUGGCGACGAUGAUGAUGAUGGCAACAACGACAGUGAUGUCAUUGAGGUUCACGAAAAUCCAUCCACAGUUGCUUCCCAGAUCAAUAACUCUGAGGAUGUUGGAGGACUUCAUGCUAGACAUGUUAGUGCAGUUUCGAAGGUUGAUAGUGAAGAAGUAACUGAAGAAUCUGGAAAUUCAACGUGGAAAAAACGAAUGAAAAGCUGGAAAGGGAAGGGGAAGGAUAAAAAAAACAAGAAUAAAAAGGCUGUACCUAAGGCUGAAAGUGAGGCUGCAGUUCCAUCAGAGCAGCAGAUGGAAGAAGUAAGGUCUACGGAGGCCGCUGCUCUUCCGCUUUCUGUAGUUGUGCCAAUAGUAAAAUCAAAACUCGCACCAUACAGAACUGUGAUAAUCGUGCGGCUAAUAAUAUUGGGUCUUUUCUUCCACUAUCGUGUUACAAAUCCUGUUGAAAGUGCUUUUCCUCUGUGGUUGACAUCUAUCAUAUGUGAGAUUUGGUUCGCAUUUUCCUGGGUGUUGGAUCAGUUCCCUAAAUGGUCUCCGGUUAAUAGACACACUUUCAUCGAAAACUUGUCUGCAAGGUUUGAAAGAGAGGGUGAAUCUUCUGGACUUGCUUCUGUUGAUUUCUUUGUCAGUACGGUCGAUCCUUUGAAAGAACCACCGUUGAUUACAGCUAAUACAGUGCUUUCUAUCCUCGCGGUUGACUAUCCCGUAGAUAAAGUAUCUUGUUAUGUGUCAGAUGAUGGAGCAGCAAUGCUCACAUUUGAAUCUCUUGUGGAGACAGCUGAGUUUGCAAGGAAGUGGGUGCCAUUUUGCAAAAAGUUUUCAAUUGAACCAAGAGCACCUGAGUUUUACUUCUCACAAAAGAUUGACUACCUGAAAGACAAAGUGCAACCUUCUUUUGUGAAGGAACGUAGAGCAAUGAAGAGAGAAUAUGAAGAGUAUAAAGUACGAGUAAAUGCUAUGGUAUCUAAGGCUCAGAAAACACCAGAAGAAGGAUGGACUAUGCAAGACGGAACACCUUGGCCUGGCAAUAAUUCGCGUGAUCACCCUGGAAUGAUUCAGGUCUUCCUCGGACACACUGGUGCCCGUGAUAUCGAAGGAAAUGAGCUUCCUAGGCUGGUUUAUGUUUCUAGAGAGAAAAGACCAGGAUACCAACACCACAAGAAAGCAGGUGCUGAAAAUGCGCUGGUGAGGGUGUCUGCAGUUCUCACAAAUGCUCCUUUCAUUCUCAAUCUUGACUGUGAUCAUUAUGUUAACAACAGUAAGGCUGUUCGAGAAGCUAUGUGUUUUCUCAUGGAUCCAGAAGUUGGUAGAGAUGUUUGUUAUGUACAGUUCCCCCAAAGAUUUGAUGGUAUUGAUCGUAGUGAUCGGUAUGCCAAUCGCAAUACAGUUUUCUUUGAUGUCAACAUGAGAGGACUUGAUGGCAUUCAAGGACCAAUGUAUGUGGGGACUGGAUGUGUUUUCAAUCGACAAGCACUUUAUGGCUAUAGCCCGCCUUCUAUGGCGAAUUUAUCAAUAUCUUCAUGCUGUUGCUUCCCCUCAAAAUCCACCAAAGACGUGUCACGGGUUUCUAGAGACGCAAAGAGGGCAGAACUUGAAGCUGCCAUUUAUAAUCUCAGGGAGAUUGACAAUUAUAACGAGGACGAGAGGUCAAUGUUGAUUUCACAAAUGAGCUUUGAAAAAACCUUUGGCUUGUCGACUGUUUUCAUUGAAUCUGCAUUAAUGGAGAAUGGAGGAGGGGCACCAGAAACCGCAGAUCCUGCAAUGCUGAUCAAGGAGGCCAUUCAUGUAAUUAGCUGUGGAUAUGAAGAGAAGACCGAAUGGGGAAAAGAGAUUGGAUGGAUUUAUGGAUCCGUUACCGAGGAUAUCUUAACAGGUUUCAAGAUGCAGUGCCGAGGAUGGAGGUCAAUCUACUGCAUGCCCUUAAGGCCUGCAUUCAAAGGAUCAGCACCUAUCAACUUGUCUGAUCGGUUGCACCAAGUCCUUCGAUGGGCGCUUGGAUCAGUCGAAAUUUUCUUAAGUAGACACUGUCCCCUUUGGUAUGCAAUUGGAGGAGGCCGUCUCAAAUGGCUGCAGCGAUUAGCUUAUAUAAACACCAUUGUCUACCCUUUUACAUCACUUCCUCUAGUUGCUUAUUGUACUUUGCCAGCAAUUUGUCUUCUUACAGGAAAAUUUAUCAUACCAACGCUUUCGAACCUUGCAAGUGUUCUCUUUCUUGGACUUUUCCUCUCAAUUAUAGUGACAAGUGUGCUUGAGCUGCGUUGGAGCGGUGUUUGUAUUGAAGAUUUGUGGCGUAACGAGCAGUUUUGGGUGAUUGGAGGUUCUUCAGCUCAUCUGUUUGCUGUGUUCCAAGGAUUUCUUAAGAUGUUGGCUGGUGUUGACACCAACUUCACUGUCACUGCUAAGGCUGCCGAGGAUACUGAGUUUGGCGAACUUUAUCUUAUCAAAUGGACUACUCUCUUGAUUCCACCGACAACGCUUAUCAUUAUUAACAUGGUUGGCGUUGUUGCUGGAUUUUCUGAUGCACUUAAUGGAGGAUAUGAGUCUUGGGGACCUCUUUUUGGGAAGGUUUUCUUUGCCUUUUGGGUGAUUUUUCAUCUCUAUCCAUUCCUAAAGGGUCUCAUGGGUCGACAAAACCGCACUCCUACCAUUGUUAUUCUCUGGUCAGUGUUGUUAGCCUCUGUCUUCUCUAUUAUUUGGGUCAAGAUAGAUCCAUUUGUGAACAAAGUUGACAGUGAGACCAUUGCGGAAACUUGUGUUGCUAUAGAUUGUUGA